Cyanidioschyzon merolae strain 10D is the source of this 1530-nucleotide messenger RNA. Its product is annotated as putative nin one binding protein. Lineage: Eukaryota; Rhodophyta; Bangiophyceae; Cyanidiales; Cyanidiaceae. Gene Ontology annotation, cellular component: preribosome, small subunit precursor. Gene Ontology annotation, molecular function: RNA endonuclease activity. Gene Ontology annotation, biological process: maturation of SSU-rRNA. Bases 1 to 1530 code for a protein of 509 amino acids. The record is from RefSeq and is a predicted model, not a curated record. The transcript has a single exon.
AUGGUGGAAAACGCAGCCACGCGUCGGUUUUUGGUGCUCGAUGCAAGCGCCUGGAUCCACGCCUCGGAAAGCUGGCUUCAGCGCGCCGCGCUCGAGAAAGAUUUGCAACUAUGUACAGUACCUGAUGUGCUACACGAAGUUCGAGACGAGGCUGCCCGAAAGCGACUCGAGUGGCUUCUUGGACUCAAGUCAGGAGGAGCGGAUGACGCACGAGCGCUGACGGUGUCGGAGCCUUCUCCCAAAGCCGUGGCUUGUGUUGAGCGCGCUGCACGCGAAACUGGCGACUUGGGAUUCCUGAGCACAGCGGACGUCAAUUUGAUUGCACUCGCGAUUGAUCUCGGGCACCCAGAGAAGCCCAGCGAACCUGUUACCUCGGGGAACGGAGUCGAAGAGACGUGCGGCGCGGGUUCCGCGCCCAGUACGCGCACUGCUUCCGACUCGUUUGACAUACACGGAGAACGAAUAGCGCAGUCUGCGCUAUCCUGGCGUCGCGAAUCAACCCGGAAUCCCGACUUUUUCGACCCUCGCACGUAUGUUUUCGGGGAGGGUCUCAAAAAAGUCCGGCGAAGACUUUCUGAACUCGAUGCCUCGUUACCAGAGAGUUUGCUGCGAGGAGUCGACGAACUGUCCAUGUAUCCAGGUAGUCGGCCGCACCACCGAGCAGAGUGCAACAGAACGGCAUGUGAGAAAGAGUCACAGCGGUCAAUGAAAAAUGAUGUGCAGUCUUGUAUUCCCUCUGAAGCUGAGAAAGACUCCAGUGAAAACGGCGCUUCUUCUGCAUAUGUGGACUCGAGCAGAGGCAUGUCGUCACAUGCUGAGGCUCUAUGUGCGGAUACCUGGCUGCCACCGACCCAUAACCCGGAAGCUAUCGCCUCCGAGCUCCGAUGGGACGCGCUGAAACCCGGUCAGGUGGCCAUUGCGACAACCGAUUUUAGUAUGCAGAACGUGAUGCGGUGUCUCGAUAUUCCGUUGGUGAGUGUUGACUCACGGAAAACGAUCCGCUGGGCACGGCAUUUCAUUCGCCUCUGCACUGCCUGCAAUCGUACCAUAGAUGCACAGGAACUGGACGAGCAAACGAUCCGUUUCUGCCCCGAAUGCGGUAAUUAUGGCACGCUCAUUCGCUGCAUCAAAGAAGUCACCGCGGGUGAUACUGAUACAUCGGGAAUCGGAGCGAAGCACCGAGAAAGGAUUCGGCUGCCUCGAUUCGCUCGAUCCAUCGACGGCGCGCCUCGACUCUCCACCCGUGGCUCGCUGAGCUCCAUUCCGAAGCCCGUUGGCGGACGUGAUGGUCUCUACCGAGAUUUCAUUCUGAGAGCAGAUGAAUAUUCUGAGAAGCUUCGACGCCAUCAGCGCAUGUCGCGUCGCAAGGCGGCGAACUGCCCGAGCAAUGCGGCGCAUAACUCAGCGCAGGGGACGGAGGAGCUCUUUGGGCCACGUCAAACAUAUCUUGCGCCGGUCCUGCCGGUUGUGCAUCCAUCUUCUCGUAAUGCACUGCCGACUGGGCGACACCAGCGACGUUCAAAACGGUAG